CCGCCCCCCCGGCGCCGAGGAUGCCGGGAGCAGUAGUUCCUUGGCGAGGGAGGGCCUCUGCCUCACUCUUCCAGCGUGCCUUGCGGCGGCGGCGGCAGCGGGGGCCCCGGACUGGCCCGGCCGGUGGAGGCGGGGCGGCGGCGGCAGGUCGGGCGGUGGGUCGGGCGGGGCCCGGGAGCCGGAGCCGGCGGCGGCGGCGGGGGGGGGAGGAUGCUGCGCUGCAUGCCCCCGCUGUGGCGCUGCAACCGGCAGGUGGAGGUGGUGGACCGGCGGCGCUGCUCGCUCCAGGCCGUGCCGGACGACGUCUACCGCCACAGCCGCUCCCUCGAGGAGCUCCUGCUCGACGGUAACCAGCUCCGCGAACUCCCCAAGCCUUUCUUCCGUCUGUUGAACCUGCGCAAGCUGGGCCUGAGCGACAAUGAGAUCCAGCGGCUGCCCCCGGAGGUGGCCAACUUCAUGCAGCUGGUGGAGCUGGACAUCUCCCGCAAUGACAUCCCGGAAAUCCCCGAGAGCAUCAAGUUCUGCAAGUCCCUGGAGAUUGCGGACUUCAGCGGCAACCCCUUGUCUAGACUCCCGGAGGGCUUCACCCAGCUACGCAGCCUGAGUCAUCUGGCCUUGAACGACGUCUCCCUGCAGAGCCUGCCCAGCGACAUUGGCAAUCUGGCCAACCUGGUGACCUUGGAGCUGCGUGAGAACCUGCUCAAAGCUCUGCCAGCAUCGCUUUCCUUCCUGGUCAAGUUAGAGCAGCUGGACCUCGGGGGCAAUGACCUGGAGGUGCUGCCAGACACGCUGGGCGCACUGCCGAAUCUGCGGGAGCUGUGGCUAGACAGGAACCAGCUGUCGUCUCUGCCCCCGGAGCUGGGCAAUCUCCGCCGCCUGGUGUGCCUGGAUGUCUCUGAGAACAAGCUGGAGCAGCUGCCUGACGAGAUCAGCGGCUUGGGGGCCCUGACCGACCUCCUGCUCUCGCAGAACCUUCUGGAGACGCUUCCGGACGGGGUUGGCCAGCUGAAGCAGCUCUCCAUCCUGAAGGUGGAUCAGAACCGGCUGGUGGAGAUGACAGAGGCCAUCGGGGACUGCGAGAACCUCUCGGAGAUCAUCCUCACGGAGAACCUGCUGAUGGCCCUGCCCAAGGCGCUGGGGAAACUCACCAAGCUGACCAACCUCAACGUGGACCGGAAUCGACUGAUGGCACUCCCCCCAGAGAUUGGGGGCUGUGGCAGCCUGAACGUGCUCUCGCUGCGGGACAACCGCCUGGAGUUCCUGCCCCCUGAGCUUGCCAGCACCACCGAGUUGCAUGUGCUGAAUGUGGCAGGCAACAGGCUGCAGCACCUGCCCUUUGCCCUGACCAACCUCAACCUGAAGGCGCUCUGGCUGGCGGAGAACCAGUCCCAGUCGAUGCUGAAGUUCCAGACGGAGGAAGAUGAGAAGACGGGGGAGAAAGUCCUCACCUGCUACCUCCUUCCCCAGCAGCCGUCCCCCAGCCUAGAGAAUCUCCUGCAGAACAGCGUGGACGACAGCUGGGCAGACAGCAACCUCAACCGGGUCAGCGUGAUCCAGUUUGAGGAUGACCCCAAAGGGGGUGAGGAGGAGGAGGAGGAGGAGGAGGAUGCUGGGGCCGAGAAGAGGCAGGGUCUUCAGCGCAGGGCAACGCCCCACCCCAGCGAGCUGAAGUUCCUGAAGAAGAAGGUGAUGGCCGUGCGGCUCGGCGAGGCCGGUACUGCCAAGCUGGGGGCAGCUGAGCGCGACUCCGCCGGCACGGAGGAGAAGAGGCUGAGCGCCACCUCCAACCACAGCGAGGACACCGGCAGCACCGUCUCUGCCAGCUGCCAGGAGGAGGAGGAGGGGAUCGGGGCCAGCCCUGAGGACAUGGAAGAGAGGCGGCGGCGGCAGGAGGCAGCGGCAGCGGAAACAGCCGCCCAGGAGGACGAACUGGAGGUGGAGUACAACGAGCCCACGGUGCAUUUUGCUGAGGACACGCUGGUCCGGAGCGAGGAGGAGGAGGAGGAGGACGAAGAGCGCCCGUUCCCAGUGGGGAAGCAGCGGCUGAUCCGCAAGGAUACACCCCACUACAAGAAGCACUUCCGGAUCGCUCAGUUGCCUCGCCCCGAGGCAGUGGUGGCCCUUCUGCAGGGGCUGAGUGCUGAUGGGACCCCCCAGGAGGCAGCGGAGGAGGAGGAGGAGGAGGAGACGGCAGUGGAGAGGACUGAGUGGGCUGGAGAGGCCAGCAAUGGGACCCCAGCAGUUCCACCCUCGGUCAAGGGGGUGUCGUUUGAUCAAGCCAAUAAUCUGCUGAUUGAGCCUGCUCGCAUUGAGGAGGAAGAGCUGACGCUGACCAUUGUGCGGCAGACGGCGGGGCUGGGCAUCAGCAUUGCCGGAGGCAGAGGCUCCACGCCCUACAAGGGAGACGACGAGGGCAUCUUCAUUUCCCGCGUGUCGGAGGAGGGUCCGGCUGCCCGCGCAGGUGUGCGUGUCGGGGACAAGCUCCUAGAGGUGAACGGCGUGCUCCUGCACUGCGCUGAGCACCACGUGGCUGUGGAGGCGCUCCGGGGCUCAGGCAGCACGGUCGCCAUGACGGUGCUGCGGGAGCGGAUGGUGGAACCCGAGAACGCCAUCACGGUGACCCCGCUGCGGCCAGAGCACGACUACAGCCCGCGGGAGCGCCGGGAGGGCCUGCGCUUCCCCGAACGGCCCGAGGGGGCACCGCUUGCCGAGAGACUCUCCGCCUGCCUGAUGCGGAACGAGAGGGGCCUGGGCUUCAGCAUCGCUGGGGGAAAGGGCUCCACGCCCUACCGUCCUGGGGACAUGGGGAUCUUCAUCUCCCGGAUUGCAGAGGGCGGGGCAGCCCACCGUGACGGGACCUUGUGUGUAGGCGACCGGGUCCUCCUGAUCAAUGGGGUAGACAUGACAGAAGCCAGGCAUGAUCAGGCCGUAGCGCUGCUUACCGCCGCCUCCCCCACCAUUGCCCUGCUUGUGGAGAGAGAAGCUGCCGCUGCCACCACCGCUGCUCAGCCCGGUGAGGAGAUCGUGCCCCUAGGGCAGCGAGCCCGGGUGCACUCACCCCCACCACCACCAGCAGCCCCCCCCGGCCAUGGGGAGAGCCUGCCUGAGGAGACGUCCCUGCCCCCAAAGGGCCACCUCCUGCCCCCAAACCUGGAGAGCCCGUACCCCGUCGAGGAGGUGUGUCUGGUCAAAGCCGGGGGCCCCCUUGGGCUCAGCAUUGUAGGGGGCAGCGACCACUCCAGCCACCCCUUUGGGAUCCGCGAGCCAGGGGUCUUCAUUUCCAAGGUCAUUCCGCAGGGACUGGCAGCCCGCAGUGGGCUGCGUGUUGGCGACAGGAUCCUGGAGGUGAACGGCAUCCCCCUCCGCCACGCCACGCACCAGGAGGCGGUGAGCGCCCUGCUGUCCAGCACGCAGGAGCUGAGGAUGGCGGUCAGGCGAGACCCUCCCCCACCUGGCAUGGAGGAGAUCUGCCUUGAAAAGAGGCCCGGGGAGAAGCUGGGCAUCAGCAUCCGAGGCGGUGCCAAGGGCCACGCGGGCAACCCCUUUGACCCCACGGACGAGGGCAUCUUCAUCUCCAAGGUCAGCUCCUCGGGGGCUGCAGCCCGGGACGGCCGGCUGAAGGUGGGCCUGCGCAUCCUGGAGGUGAACCACCAGAGCCUCCUGGGCAUGACGCACACCGAAGCGGUCCAGGUGCUGCGUGGGGUGGGCGAUGUGCUGCUGGUGCUGGUCUGCGAUGGCUUUGACCCCAAGGCGGUGGCCGCCCUAGAGGCGUCUCCAGGGAUCAUUGCUAACCCCUUUGCGGCCGGCCUUGGGCGGAAGAACAGCUUGGAGAGCAUUUCAUCCAUUGACCGGGACCUCAGUCCAGAGGAGCUGGACAUCCUCCAGAAGGAGCGGAGGCGCCGGGAGCGGGAGGCGGCCACGCAGCUCCUGGCAGCAGCCGUGGAGGAGGAGGCGGCCGAGGCGGCGGCAGAGGACCCCGGCACAGAGCCCCUGCGGCUGGACUACCGCACCCUGGCAGCACUGCCCAGCAGCGGCCUGCAGAGACCCAACCGUCAUCUUUCCCAUCCUGCCAUGGACAGGGACUUGCCGUCGCCUCUCCUCCCUGCAGAGACUCCGCUCAUCCUCCGCUCAGGCCCUGGAACGCUGAGCAGAGCUUCUCUCUCGGUGGGAGAGGCUGCCCGCGGGGCCCAGCCUGAGCAAGCGUGUGCCCGGGGUCUGGAGGAGGAGAGCUCUGUGGACUCCCAGCCCAUCCCCUUCAGCGCCAACCCCUUUGUGGUGGCAAAUCGACAAGGCAAGGCUGCCUUGGGGGGCCCUCCCCUUGGCUAUGGCCAGAGCGGGGUGCUGAAGACCAGCCUCUAUGCCAAGGCUCUGGCGGGGGAAAGUGAACUGGGAGCCGCCCGGCGGGAGUCCCCUGGCAGCCAGCAGGCGUCCAUCCAUUUCGUCCCCCUCCACGCGGAGAGCCAGUCGACCAAGCCCGGGGUGAUCCAGCCCCUCGCCCGUGCCCGGCCAGCCCCAGCUUUGGCUGCCUCCGAAGGCCGAGACAGCCCCAAUCCCUUCCAGCCCCCUGAGCUGUGCCCCGGCAGCCACAGUUCUCCUCGGACCGCCGGGCCUCCUUCCCUCGACGAGGCCUCGGUCAGUGCCAAGCAGGCCUACAAGGCGCUCGCAGCGGUGCCCGUGGCACAUCUCUUCCUGCAGCCGGAGGAGCAGACCGAGAGCCUGGGGGCCCCCGUGGAGGUGGGGGGGGGCCGUCCUGGGUCCCCAGGAGGGAGGCCUCCCGCCCCCCUGGGCCCCCCCAGAGCUCUUUUGCUGACGCCGCAGGCGCCGUCUCCCGGAGGCCUGCACAGCCCCGAGCAGAGGUCCUUCCGCGAGAGGCAGAAGUAUUUCGAGGUGGAGUUGCAGCAGCCGCCGCUGGCCGAGAAGCCCCCCAAGCGGGUGUCGCUGGUGGGGGAAGAAGACCUGAAGAAAAUGAAGGAGGAGGAAGCUCGCAAACUGCAGCAGAAACGAGCCCAGCUGCUGGAGGAGGAGGAGGAAGAGGAGGAGGAAGAGGGGGCAGAUGUGGGGACGCAGCCCCUGGAGACCAGGGCCCCCUCCAGCAUCUUCAUUGAGGGGGUCGAGUACAAGGUGGAGAAGCUGGACGGGAGGCGGCCACCAUCCGCAGCCGCUUGGCCUUCUAGAGCUCUUGGUGCUUCCACCAGGUCCGCCGAGCCCGAGAGGCCCCCCGGCUGCCAGAGGGACUCCCUGGAGGAGGCCCUGAGGCCAGAGCUGCCAUCCACGCCCAUGUCUGGGCCCAGCCCAGCCCUCCCCAGAGGGGGUGAAGUGGGGGCCCCGGUGAGGACUGCCAAAGCCGAGCGGCGGCACCAGGAGCGCCUGCGGAUGCAGAGCCCCGAGCUCCUCAGCGCCCAGGAGAAGGAUCUUUCCCCGGCCGAGCGGCGGGCCCUGGAAGCGGAGAAGCGGGCCAUGUGGCGGGCAGCACGCUCUUCCACUCUAGAAGAGAGCAUUAAACAGUACGAGCAAGACCUGGCCAGGAGGCUGUACCAGGCCCGGCAGCAGGCACCCGGGCAGGGCCCUGCCUCAAGAGGCCAACCCAGGAUGAAGUCUCUGGAGCAGGACGCACUCAAGGCCCAGAUGGUGAUUGCCAAGUCCAAGGAGGGGAAGAAGCGCAGCACCCUGGAGCAGCUGGCCGAGUCGCCCUCCCCGGCCCCCACGCCCUCCCCCACCCCCCUGGAGGACUGCAGUUCCCGGAUGAUGGCUUCCCCAGGCAGGCUGUCUGUGCCUGAAAAGAAGUUUCUCUACAGGGAAUUUGCUGCCAUUCCUUCCUCCAAACCAGUUUAUGAAAUCCAGACUCCGGAUGGCGGGGACUCCUGUAGACUUCUCAGCUACGCCAGCAGCCCAGCGAGCCCCAGGCAAGAGGGCCCAGCGGUGGACCGGGAGCUCCUCGUGGCACACGACCCCCCCACCCCCAGCGCCUCCCCCUGUGAAGAGAUGGGGCUCUUUGGCGGCAAGCGCAAACUCCGGCACGCGCAGCCCAGCCUGGAAGCGGCAGUGCCCACAUAACGGACCGGCCCUCCCCGGGGGGCACCUGAGCAACCGAGCCGGGGAGUCGUCGGCUCUGCAGACAGCCAGCAGGAAGGGGAGCCGCGGAGGACACUGGACAGAGGCCCCACCGCUGCCUGAAGGCCCUGAGGCCGCCCCUCUGCUCUGCUGGGCCAGAUCCUGAGCCAGCUGGGGCCAUGGAUGGCAGCUGGGCGCUUGGGAGCGGGGGGGGGGGGUGUUAGAGAGAGAGAGUGUGUGUGUGUGUGUGUAAAUAUUGUGCGAGUGGGUGCAAGGGAGCUGCAGCCGCUUCAGGCCAGCGUCCUAGUUGCCCUGAGGCCCAGGCCUUGGCUCCAGCUGACAUUUGCCAAACAACGUGUGGGUCACUCCCGCCUGCGUGUCCUGCGCCCUUCCCUGGUUCGAGGCUGAGGUGGGGGAGGCACCGUGCCCUAGUGCAAGAGGGGUGUGGAGAGGGCGGGGCCCCUUGCAGCGUCCGGGCACUCCUCCCCCCUCCUAGAGAGUGUGGGUGUCAAUGCUGUGCCUCCGUGCCGGGGGGGGUGGCAUUGGCAGAGCAGCCAGCCCCCUGGGGGACACGGGCAGGAGGGGGAGGGGGCUGGACAGCUGCCGGGUGGAGCCGUGUGAGAGCGAGCGUAGAGCUGUGUUAGGCUGUGGCGGUGCAGGUAGAAGGUGCGGAGGGGGGGCGGGGAGAGGGGUAGUCCUGGGGAGGGUGGUUGGGGCAAAGGAGGUUGGUGGCGAGGGCUGGGGGGGCCUGAAGGGUGGCCCCCUUCCCUCUGCAAGGAGCCCUGCUGGAGAAGGCGGGGGCUCCGAAUGAGGGCGGAGUGGCAAAGGUGCUCAGUGCCUCGUCAUGGCUGGUGCUGAGAACCAGAGAGGGGGCGGGGGGGGCUAGCCAGCUGACUACCGCAGGGCAGGGCGCGAAGGCUGAUCAUGCCAAAAUCGGGGGGUCUUUUUAGCAGAGCUCAAGUGGGUUUGGCUUUAGGGCCGUGGCGAGGGGGGGCUGCCCUCUCUCUCCCCCCUCCCCGGCUGUCCUGGGCGGUGGCUGCUGCUCCAUCCACCACUGCAGCGCUUUGGUUUUUAUCUAACUUUAGGGUUUGCUUUUAAUGAGCAAUUGGGGGUCGAUUAGCCAGGGUGUCAGUGACUAACUUGUGACUUCUUUUGGUGCUGGGCUGCGGCAUGUCGGUCUCCUCUCCCGGGUCAUCCCCCGGGAGAUCCGGACUGUAACUAGUGACAUUUGUACAACCAAAGAAAUCUAUUUUGUGGUUCAAGGACAAUAAAGUUUACUUUACCUUUUAGAAA
This is a messenger RNA of Hemicordylus capensis (graceful crag lizard), 7344 nucleotides long. RefSeq names its product scribble planar cell polarity protein (gene SCRIB). The transcript has 43 exons. Gene Ontology annotation, biological process: neurotransmitter receptor transport, endosome to postsynaptic membrane; neurotransmitter receptor transport postsynaptic membrane to endosome. The record is from RefSeq and is a predicted model, not a curated record. Gene Ontology annotation, cellular component: adherens junction; postsynaptic membrane; postsynaptic density. Bases 211 to 6054 code for a protein of 1947 amino acids. Lineage: Eukaryota; Metazoa; Chordata; Lepidosauria; Squamata; Cordylidae. Gene Ontology annotation, molecular function: protein binding.